AUGAACAAGAGAAGCUACGAUCAUUCGCUCGGAUCUCAAUCCACCUCUACCUCUCGCUUAUACGAAGACGAUGAUCAUAUCUAUGAGAAUAUUGGGCCUGAUGGGAGGAUUCCAUUCCCUUGGAGAGGCGAUGUUUAUCAUGAUGAAGGCCAGUCAAAUCAGAAUUGGAUGCAGCCGAAGGGUGGGUUUAUAUUAGUAUUGUUGAUGUUUCGAAUAUUUAGGUAUCCAUCACUGGCGCAAUUACCGACGUCGUUGGCGGUGGCGCAAAAAGAAGUUUGAUCAAAGCGCAGACCUUGAAAGGGAUUAUCUCCAAGAGACUGUCCAGAAAAUGGAUGUCACUUUAGACGCUCCGGCGACGAAAGAGGCCAUUGGGAAAGUAAUCGCCAAUAAAUAUGGACUCAUCGAGAAUGAUGACGGCACUUGUGUGCCUCUCAAAAGUGAUAAAUCCGCUAAUCGGAACUCGAUAGAUACUAGUCUGAUGCCUUUUAAGAUCAAAAAUGUGACUUAUGACUUGACGGAGAGAGAAGAUGAGCCUAAAAAUGGUAAAAUCUCGUUAAAUUUGUCUUUUUUUUGUCAUGGAUAAUAUAGUUGAUCAAAAAUAUUUGUUUUUUAGAGCCAAGACCUAAUGGGAUCCUAAAAGAAGAGCCCCGAAGUUUGUUGAGCAGUAUGGUUUCAACAACAAACAAGAGCUGGUUGCCGUCAUUGCCUCAGGAUUUUGAUGAGAGUUUGUUUUUGGAAUGGGGAGAAAACUUUUGGUUCAAGGUUAGAAGAUUGAUCAUCAGGUCCAAGCGAAAGGUACGGUCAACAUAUAUCAUCAUUUAAAAAAAUUUCAGCAAGUCCGUUUUGAUCCUUUGGCCCCUCGAUUUGUUCUCCAUUUCUCGACCAAUGAACGUCUCAAUAUCGCCCCACCUAUGGCCAAUAUGUCCAAUCGUCUGAAAUUACUCCCAAAUAAAAGGUUUACCCAUGUCUUGGUGGACAAGAUGUUCAGUGUAAAAGAUGGGAUCAUAUUGGAGCAGUUUAUCCACGGCAUGGUAUUCUUCUUCCCCGGGGUCCUAAAAAGGCAUGGCGCAGAGGAAAUCACUUGGUGGACGAGAUGGUUUGUAAGUUUUUGGAAGUUUUGGGCAUUGAAUUAUAUUAUACAUGAAGGGUAAUAUCACUUUAAUGUUUUGAACAGUUUAAAAGCUGAUGAACCAAUUUUAAGAUCGAAAAUAACGAGGACGCGGUGUUUAUUGCCAAAUACAUCGAGUCGAACACAAUAAUCCGAGCCGCCAAUUUCGCCCAUUACCUGGGAAUCGCCGCUAUGGAAGCCUGGGCCUGCCGAGUGCUGGUGGAACGAGCCGAGGGAAUGAAUGUGGAGGAAUUACGAGAACUGCUCAAUGAACCCAACGUCCUGGACUGCCAUCAAGAUUUACUUAUUGGAAAUAGAAAUGACGAAGAUAUCUGA
Messenger RNA from Bursaphelenchus xylophilus (pine wood nematode), 1444 nucleotides. NCBI's taxonomy places the organism in Eukaryota, Metazoa, Nematoda, Chromadorea, Rhabditida, Aphelenchoididae. The record is from the annotation of a GenBank genome assembly.